Messenger RNA from Maudiozyma saulgeensis, 498 nucleotides. The record is from the annotation of a GenBank genome assembly. Lineage: Eukaryota; Fungi; Ascomycota; Saccharomycetes; Saccharomycetales; Saccharomycetaceae.
AUGCCUCCAAAGUUUGACCCUACUGAAGUUAAGUACCUAUACCUAAGAGCCGUCGGUGGUGAAGUUGGUGCUUCCGCUGCCCUUGCUCCAAAGAUUGGUCCAUUAGGUCUAUCCCCAAAGAAGAUUGGUGAAGAUAUUGCUAAGGCUACCAAGGACUUCAAAGGUAUCAAGGUUACUGUUCAAUUGAAGAUCCAAAACAGACAAGCUACUGCUUCUGUUGUUCCAUCUGCAUCUUCUCUAGUCAUCACUGCCCUAAAGGAACCACCAAGAGACAGAAAGAAGGACAAGAACAUUAAGCACAGUGGUAACUUGGCUCUUGACGAUGUCAUUGAAAUUGCUAGACAAAUGCAAGAAAAAUCUUUCGGUAAGAACCUAGCUUCUGUUACCAAGGAAAUCUUGGGUACUGCUCAAUCCAUUGGUUGUCGUGUUGAUUUCAAGAACCCUCAUGAUAUCAUUGAAGGUAUCAAUGCUGGUGAAAUCGAAAUUCCAGAAAACUAA